GUUAAAAGCAUUUAUAAAAGGUGGUGUCGUGGUGAGCACCACCUCAGGACAAAUGGACGCCACCUCCAAAGUCUGCCAUGUGGUGGCGAUGCCGUAUCCCGGCAGAGGCCACGUCAACCCCAUGAUCAACCUCUGCAAAUUACUAGCCGCAAAGAAAACCGACAUUCUAAUCACCGUCGUCGUCACCGAAGAGUGGCUUGGAUUCAUAGGACCCGACCCGAAACCCGAUAACAUCCGCUUCAGCACCAUCCCCAACGUCCUUCCGUCCGAGCUAGUCCGCGGGGCUAACUAUCCCGCUUUCUACGACGCCGUAAUGACAAAGAUGGGAGCUCCGUUUGAACGAUUACUCGAUCAAAUUCAGCCUCCAGUGGCCACCAUUAUAGCCGACAUCGAGCUUCUUUGGGCGGUUCCCGCCGGCGGCCGGAGAGAUAUUCCGGUGGCUUCUCUUUCGACUCCAUCGGCAUCGUUUUUUCAUCUCCUCUUCCGGAAUAGGGAGCUGAAUUUGUUAGAACAUCUAAUGGAUCACUUCAACGUUGACUCAACUACCGUCGGCCAUGUGGCGGCGAUGCCAUUCCCCGGCCGAGGCCACAUCAACCCCAUGAUGAACCUCUGCAAGUUACUAGCUUCCAAAAACCCUCAACUUCUUGUCACCUUCAUCAUCACCGAAGAGUGGCUGAGCUUCGUCGGCUCCGACCCAAAACCCGACAACAUCCGAUUCUCCACCAUCCCAAACAUCAUCCCCGCCGAGCGGCUAAAAGCCACCGACUUCCCUGGCUUCUACGAAGCUGUCAUGACCAAGAUGGAAGCUCCCUUCGAGCUCCUCCUCAGCCAGCUCGACCCGCCGGCCACAGCCGUCGUUGCUGAUAUAGAGGUCCGGUGGGGAGUCGGGGUUGGGAUUCGGAGGAAUAUUCCGGUGGCCUUGCUCUGGACUAUGCCAGCCACCUUCUUGUCAAUGCUGCACCGUUUCAAUAUUUUCUCACAAAACAAGUACAUCCCACUUGAAUGUUUUGAUUCUGGAGACCAAAUUCCAGGGAUUUCUUCAUCUGAUUUAGCAGACCUUGGAGAAGUGUUUCGAAGAACCGACCCGAAAGUCAUGAAGCUUGCUCUGGAAUGCAUUUCGUGGGUUCCAAAAGCUCAGUGUCUUCUGUUCACUUCAUUUCACGAGCUCGAACCCGAAACCUGCCACUCUUUACGGGCGGAAUUCCCAUUCCCUGUGUACCCAGUUGGUCCUGCCAUACCUUACUUGGAGCUUGGAAAGAAUUCCUCUGUGUCAGUUGGUGACAAUGGCAUUGACUAUAUGAAAUGGCUUGAUUCCCAACCAAAAGCCUCUGUCUUGUACAUCUCAUUGGGGAGUUUUCUUUCUGUUUCAAACAUGCAGAUGGAUGAAAUCGCAGCCGGGCUGAAGCGUAGCGGGGUUCGGUUCUUGUGGGUUGCGCGGGGGGAGGCGGCUCGAUUGAGUGAGAGCUGCAGUGGUAGUGAUGGUAUGGGGUUGGUGGUGCCAUGGUGUGAGCAACUGAAAGUGUUGUGCCAUUCUUCUGUGGGUGGUUUUUGGUCACAUUGUGGAUGGAAUUCGACUUUAGAAGCUGUUUUUGCCGGUGUCCCAAUGCUUACUUUUCCUCUUUUUCUCGACCAAAUUCCGAACAGCAGGCAAAUAGUUGACGGGUGGAAGAUUGGCAGGAGGGUUAAAUCAGAGGUACAUGAUGAAAGGUUGAUGACAAGGGAAGAGGUUGCUGAGCUUGUGAAGAGAUUUAUGGACCCUGAAAGCAGUGAUGGGAUUAAAAUGAGGAGAAAAGCGAAAGAGCUCGGAGAUUUGUGUCACCGAGCAAUUGCGAAAGGCGGUUCAUCUGAUACAAAUCUUGAUGAUUUUAUCAGGGAUCUUGGCAAAGCUACCUGCAAUCUUCAAAUGGAGACACAAGUUCCUCAUCCAUGAUCCAUUUAACACGGCAGUGCGUGGUAUAUAUCUACUUGGGCUUGGACGUUCAGUAUGCAAAUUAGCCUUGUAUCUUGUAUGUAAAAUAGUGUAGAAUCUAAAUAAGUUUCCUUCCAAUGUGUGCUCUUAAUUCCUUUUCUAUCAAAUAAAACUCAAUUUUUUGUUGA
Messenger RNA from Pyrus x bretschneideri (Chinese white pear), 2097 nucleotides. Its product is annotated as UDP-glycosyltransferase 87A1-like. The transcript has 3 exons. Lineage: Eukaryota; Viridiplantae; Streptophyta; Magnoliopsida; Rosales; Rosaceae. Bases 53 to 1930 code for a protein of 625 amino acids. The record is from RefSeq and is a predicted model, not a curated record. Gene Ontology annotation, molecular function: UDP-glycosyltransferase activity.